Messenger RNA from Drosophila hydei, 1326 nucleotides. RefSeq names its product zinc carboxypeptidase. Gene Ontology annotation, biological process: proteolysis. Gene Ontology annotation, molecular function: metallocarboxypeptidase activity; zinc ion binding. The transcript has 5 exons. The coding region runs from base 42 to 1292 and encodes 416 amino acids. The record is from RefSeq and is a predicted model, not a curated record. Lineage: Eukaryota; Metazoa; Arthropoda; Insecta; Diptera; Drosophilidae.
GAAGCCCAGACAGUCUACAACUGGUCGUUCGUUCGUAAGGUAUGCAUCUAAAAUUUGUGCUGCUAUUGGGCUGCCUUAGCCUGGCUAAAACCAGUGAACAGGUGCGCUAUGACAACUACAAGCUGUACACAGUCCAAAUCAAUGAUGUCAAAGACCAGCAACUGCUCAGUGACAAUGAGAAAGUUCUGCAGCUAGAUACAUGGCACGACGCACGUCAACCGGGCGAGUUCUCGGACAUUAUGUUGCCGCCGCAGUACCAGGAGGCGUUCGAGGCUCUGCUCAACAGCCACAACUUGAAUUACAGCAUCAAGAUCGAUAACGUGCAGCGCUUGUUCGAUGAACAGCGUCCAAGACAACGACUGAGCUCGAUGGAGUGGACACAGUAUCACACCCUGGACGAGAUCUACGCCUGGCUAGAUCUGAUUGAAGCGCGCUAUCCUCACGUAGUCACACCCUUCAAUAUUGGUGACUCCUAUGAGGGUCGUCCGAUACGUGGCAUCAAGAUCUCCUACAAGCCGGGCAACAGCGCCGUCUUCAUCGAGUCCAAUAUUCACGCUCGUGAGUGGAUCACCUCGGCUACCAUCACGUACUUCAUUGAUGAGCUGCUCGUGCCGCGGAAUCCGGCUGUAAGAGAUAUAGCACAGAAUGUGGACUGGUACAUUAUACCUGUGCUAAAUGUGGACGGCUUUGUGUAUUCGCAUGAUGUGGAACGUCUUUGGCGCAAAUCGCGUUUGCCUUCCGAUCCUACAAACAAAUGCAUAGGAACCGAUUUGAAUCGCAACUUUGACUAUCGCUGGAUGCAGAUCGGUGCUUCUGCUGACCCUUGCGAGCAAACUUAUGCCGGUCCCUAUGCGGAGUCCGAUCCGGAAAUUAGUCAACUGACGAGUUACAUUAACAACUCCAUACCCGCGGGUAUCAUUAAGAUCUACAUUUCCCUGCACUCCUAUGGCCAGUAUGUGCUCUCACCUUGGGGUCACACUGCAGAGGAGUUUCCCGAGCACUAUCCACAGAUGAUGGCUGUGGCUAAGGGAUUUGCUGAUGGUAUAAUCAGGCGUAAUGGCACGGUGUUUACUUAUGGCUCCAGUGCAACGACUCUAUAUGAAGUGUCUGGUUCGGGCAAGGAGUGGGCUUAUGCUGUGAAGAACAUAAUCAUACCGUAUACCAUAGAGAUGCCCGAUAAAGGCAAACUCGGGUUUGUCUUGCCUCCCGAGGAUAUCAUACCUGUGGCACGUGAACUCACGGAGGGAUUUGUGGGCAUGAUACAGGCUGCUCGACAAAUCGAUAUACUGUGAAAAUAAACAAUUAAAAUACUUAAGUUUAUUUUAC